CUCCCCGGAGUUCCGGCGCCGCAGACUUGAGCGCUGGGCUGUCUGUCCUCCGAGGCAGGCGAGGCCUGAGGGCGGUGAAGUAGGCUCGGAGGCGGCCGCUUCUCUUCUGAAGGAAACGAGCGCGGGACAGGCCAGGUUCUGCGGACCAGAUCGAGGGCCUCAGGCCACUCCCGUCAGUCUCCAGAGGAGGCCUGUGAAGUGAACCGAAUCGCUGCUGCAGCUCUAAAAGCCAGGUUCUUUGAGGGGUUAACUCAAAUGAUUGAGGAGCUGCUGUGAAAUAAGCAUUUUUCUCUGUCUGCUGUGCAUACUGUCUCUUAAUCUUUGGAAAUGUCACGAACCAGCUUUGUGAUCCUUCACAGAAGGAUCUCUGGGUGUUAAUGAAAUACAACAUUGAAGAACUGCUCUUAGCUUCUGUGGACUCUGCUUCUCCAGCAAAUGACCCUUGAGAAAAACUAACCAGUUUCUUGCAAAUCUGAAAUCAUGGCUCAUGAUUUGGUGAUGUUCAGAGAUGUAACUGUAGACUUUUCUCAGGAAGAGUGGGAAUGUCUGAACUCAAAUCAGAGGAAUUUGUACAGAGAUGUGAUAUUAGAGAACUAUAGCAACCUGGUGUCACUGGGAGGAUGUUCCAUUUCUAAACCAGAUGUAAUUACUCUGUUAGAGCAAGGGAAAGAACCCUGGAUGGUUGUGAGGGAUGAGAAAAGAAGAUGGAGCCUAGAUUUGGAAUCCAGAUAUGACACUAAAAAGUUAUUUGAAGUAAAGGAUGUUUGUGAAAUGAAUGUAUCUCAGUGGGAGAUAAUGGAAAGAAUUAGAAGUUGUGGCCUUGAAGAUUCCUUUUUCAGGAAAGAUUGUGAAUAUAAAAAGUUUGAGGGACAGGAGGGUCCUCAGGAGGCGUAUUUCAGGCAAGUGAAAAAAACCACCUCUGAAAAAAUGCCCAAGAACAAAAAACGCACAUCUCUUACUCUGUAUCAGAGAAUUCACAAUAGAGAGAAACCCUAUGAAUGUGGGGAUUGUGGGAAGGCUUUUAGAGUACGCCAGCAACUCACUUUCCAUCAGAGAAUUCAUACUGGUGAGAAACCCUAUGAAUGUAAAGAAUGUGGAAAAGCCUUUAGACAGUGUGCCCACCUUAGUCGACAUCAGAGAAUUCAUGCUUCUGACAAACUCCUUGAAUGUAAAAGAUGUGGAAAAAUCUUUACAUGUGGUGCAGAUCUUCGUGUACAUCAGAGAAUUCAUGUUGGUGAGAAGCCCUAUGACUGUAAGGAAUGUGGGAAGGCCUUUAGAGUGCGAGGACAACUUAAUCUCCAUCAAAGGAUUCAUACUGGUGAGAAACCCUAUGAAUGUAAGGAAUGUGGGAAAACCUUUAGACAAUAUGCACACCUUACUCGACAUCAAAGACUUAAUAUUGCUGAGAAAUGCUAUGAAUGUAGGGAGUGUGGGCAGGCUUUUCUGUGUAGUACAGGCCUUAGAGUACAUCACAAACUUCAUACUGGUGAGAAACCCUAUGACUGUAAGGAGUGUGGGAAGGCCUUUAGAGUGCGGCAACAACUUACUCUCCAUCAGAGAAUUCAUACUGGCGAGAAACCCUAUGAUUGUAAGGAAUGUGGGAAGACCUUUAGUCGUGCCUAUCAUCUAACUCUCCAUCAGAGAAUUCAUACUGGUGAGAAACCUUAUGAAUGUAAGGAAUGUCAGAAGUUCUUUCGUCGUUACUCAGAACUUAUUUCACAUCAGGGUAUUCAUAUUGGAGAGAAACCCUAUGAUUGUAAGGAAUGUGGGAAGGCCUUCAGACUGUUCUCACAACUUACUCAACAUCAGAGUAUUCAUUUUGGUGAGAAACCUUAUAAGUGUAAGGAAUGUGAGAAGACUUUUAGACUGCUCUCCCAACUUACUCAACAUCAGAGUAUUCAUACUGGUGAGAAACCCUAUGACUGUAAGGAAUGUGGAAAGGCCUUUAGACUCCAUUCAUCACUUAUUCAACAUCAGAGAAUUCAUUCUGGUGAGAAACCGUACAAAUGUAAGGAAUGUAAGAAGGCAUUUAGACAACAUUCACAUCUUACUUACCAUCAGCGAGUUCAUAAGGUCACUAAAUAAUUAUUAGAAAACCAUCCAUUGUGAAUUUUGUGUUAAGGAGCAGUAUAAAAUAAAUUCUGGAGGAAAAGUGUUUGAAUGUAGGAAUCCCUUUUGCUUCAUGCUCAAAAUUAAAAUAAGAGGUUUUAAAAGAAUAGGUUAAUUUAAUGAAUACAUAGAAAUAUUUCAUCACCAUUCAAACCAUGUUAAACUUUAGGAAAUUCUUUCUAGAAAGAAACUCUCUUAAAGGAGUGAAUGUGGAAAAGCUUUUGAUCUUACCUGUUAUCACCUGUAUUCUUUCAUCUGUACAGUAUACCUGUGGAAGUUGCCAGGGCACCAACUCAUUCUGGAAAUUGAUAAAUAAAAGGAAGGAACUGUGA
This is a messenger RNA of Balaenoptera acutorostrata (minke whale), 2441 nucleotides long. Its product is annotated as zinc finger protein 30 homolog. The record is from RefSeq and is a predicted model, not a curated record. Gene Ontology annotation, cellular component: nucleus. The transcript is spliced from 7 exons. The coding region runs from base 481 to 2085 and encodes 534 amino acids. Gene Ontology annotation, molecular function: DNA-binding transcription factor activity, RNA polymerase II-specific; RNA polymerase II transcription regulatory region sequence-specific DNA binding. Gene Ontology annotation, biological process: regulation of transcription by RNA polymerase II. Lineage: Eukaryota; Metazoa; Chordata; Mammalia; Artiodactyla; Balaenopteridae.